GCCAGAUAUCACCACGUUGCAAGGUGGUUCAGGGAUGCGUCACGUGAUUUGAGACUCGCGCGACUGGUUUUGGGGGAUGCGGCGUUAAGUUUGGAGGAAUGGUUCAGAGAGGCUGUUCGAUCAUUAGGGAUGGUUAUUUUCUCUCUAUAUUUGCACGCUUCACAUAGUUCAGCCCCCAGCAUGGCAAAGUGUUCCUGAAUGCCUGACCGAUGAAGCGCAUCUGUCGACAAGAUCGACGAAGGUCUAUCAUUCCAGCUUACCCUGUAAUAAUGCGCACCACUUCAGUACCAUCUCAGCCGCCAUUAUGCAUGCGCCGACGCGAUUACUUGUUCGAUCUGCAGUCCCUCGCCUCCGGCCGGCUCGCUCGCUGCACACGACAAUACUCAGGACGGCCAAUGUCGCGCCCGUUGUUGGCACCGGGCCGCCUCCAGAGGCACCACUCGCCGAGAAUGCGAACAAGGCAUACGAGCGGGUAGAGCGCAGGAAACGGCAGGCCGAGAUGCUCAAGUCGGCGAAGCAGAUACGGACGGUGGCGGAGGGGAAGAAGGGCGGCGUGCUCCAAAAGCGCUUCUGGCAAGACGUGACGGUACGGGAAGUUGAUGGUGCUCUGCAAGUAUUCCUGGACAGCCGCGCGCUACGACACCCCAAUACCAAAGAGGUCAUUCCCAUACCCCUCUCCAAGCCGAACCUCGCCUCUGCGCUGGCCCUCGAAUGGGACCAGCUCACAUCGGCGCAGGAAGCUACGAGGUCACACCUUAUUCCUCUGACCAGUCUCGUCUGCCGCGCUCUCGACAUACAAGCCGACGACGCGGCAGCUUCAUCCGUCGAGACAGCGCCGAUUCGGACGUCAAUCGUCAACACUGUGAUGCGUUAUCUCGACACGGACUCGAUGCUGUGCUGGGCGCCGCCUGCGGGCCCGUACGACCUCAAGAACGAUGCCGGGGAGUCACUCAGGGAUGUCCAGACCGAGACCGCCAAGGAGACGCUGGCUUUCCUGACAUCGAAAAUCUGGCCGGGCGUUACCAUCACGCCUGCCCUCGACGGACACUCCAUCAUGCCCCGGUCGCAGUCCCCGGAAACACAGGCCGUCGUGCGGAGCUGGAUAUCGCGCCUGGACGCCUUUGAGAUUGCCGGUCUCGAGCGUGGCACAUUGGCAGGCAAGUCUGUCCUGGCCUCGGCGAGGCUGGUAGCCGAGUGGAGCGAGGGAUCAGCCAACACGGGAGAUGCGUUGAGCGGUCAGCUCUUUGGCGCCGAGGAGGCUGUGCGGGCCACAAACCUCGAGGUCGACUGGCAAGCGAUGCAGUGGGGAGAGGUCGAGGAUACGUACGACGUGAAUAAGGAGGAUGUGACGCGGCAGCUGGCCAGUGUGAUCCUGCUUGUGUCUGGGACAGGCAAAGCUUGAAAGGGCCAAUGUAAGUAAUAUUGCAUAGCAUAUAGACUGUAUCAUAGAAAACCGCAUCGCAGACUGGUUGCUAUUUGGGUACCACUCGAUCAGCUCGCACAUCUU
Molecule: messenger RNA, 1507 nt
Organism: Emericellopsis atlantica
Lineage: Eukaryota; Fungi; Ascomycota; Sordariomycetes; Hypocreales; Bionectriaceae
Exons: 3
Coding region: 305-1402 (365 amino acids)
Biological process (GO): mitochondrial proton-transporting ATP synthase complex assembly
Cellular component (GO): mitochondrion
Source: RefSeq, a predicted model, not a curated record